GUAACAAAUAUGGCCCAGUGUUCACUGUUUGGAGGAUGACGGAGCCCAUUGUGGUUCUCUGUGGUUACGAGGUGGUAAAGGACGCCCUGAUGAAUCAUGGCGAGCAAUUCAGUCAGCGCCCCAGGAUCCCAACAUAUGUAGUUUACAAUAAAGGAUACGCGUUUAGUAGUGAGUGUGAAUUCUGGCGCCCAAUGCGUCGCUUUUUGUUAAGCGCAUUGAGGAAUUUUGGGAUGGGGAAAAAGAUCAUGGAGAACCAAAUUCACGAGGAGCUGUGUGAUCUAAUCUCUGCCAUAUCCCAAACUGGAGGAAAAGCCUUUAACCCCACCAAUCUCCUGGGAUCGGCUGUGAACAGCACCAUCAGUUAUAUUCUGUUUGGGGAAAAGCUUGAUUACCAGGACCCAAAGUUGCAUGAGCUUAUAAUGGCGAUUAGAAAGCACAUUGGAAACCCACUCUCACUGCUUAAUCAGAUAUGCAACGUGUUUCCAGUUCUCCUGAAACUCCCACUUAUAAAUGACAAGUUAUAUAAAGACACCUUUGAUGUACACAACUUUGUCAGAAAGCAGAUUUCUCGACACAGAGAGAGUGUGGACUUAAACUCACCCAGAGAUUUCAUGGACUAUUUCCUGGGGAAGAUUAAAGAGGAGGAGUUAAAAACAGACAGCCUUUUCAAUGACACCAGCCUAGAAGUUAUGGCAAGUGGUAUAAUGGCUGCAGCCACGGACACCACUAGUACCACCCUAAAGUUCUGCCUUAUUUGUAUGACACACUUCCCAGAAAUCCAAGAAAAAGUUCAGCGAGAGAUCGAUGAGGUAGUUGGCCCUGACCGGUGUCCUGGAAUGCAGGAUAGACCACAGCUGCCGUACACCAAUGCCGUAAUCCACGAAUGUCAGAGGAUUUAUGAUUUGGCACCCAUUGCUCAUUAUCACGCACUGUCCGAGGACACCCACUUCCGAGGAUUCAUGCUCCCCAAGGGGACAACCGUCAUCCCUUUCCUCUCCUCGGUGCUAUUUGAUCCGACACAGUGGGAGACGCCUGAGGACUUCAACCCCGGCCAUUUCCUGGACGAUAAGGGCCAGUUCAAGGCAAACCCGGCAUUUAUGCCAUUCUCUGCUGGAUUGCGGAUGUGUCUCGGAGAGAACUUGGCUCGAAUGGAGCUUUUCCUCUUUAUCUCAGCUCUGCUCCAAAAAUUCACUUUCACCAGAACACCUGGAUCUAAACAGUUGGACUGUAAAUCUCUGAGAAAUAACAAGCCCGCGAUCAUAGUGAGUUCCGAGCUCUGCGCUGUCCCUCGCUCCACGUCCUCGGUCACUAAGUGAUGACACGAGGAGGACACCAGCUCCCUUUAUAAAUGUACCUUCAUGAAUUAAAACCAUUACUAAAUUGUUACAGAUUACAA
Molecule: messenger RNA, 1396 nt
Organism: Pelobates fuscus (common spadefoot toad)
Lineage: Eukaryota; Metazoa; Chordata; Amphibia; Anura; Pelobatidae
Product: cytochrome P450 2C3-like
Exons: 8
Coding region: 36-1316 (426 amino acids)
Biological process (GO): epoxygenase P450 pathway; xenobiotic metabolic process
Cellular component (GO): cytoplasm; intracellular membrane-bounded organelle
Molecular function (GO): oxidoreductase activity, acting on paired donors, with incorporation or reduction of molecular oxygen, reduced flavin or flavoprotein as one donor, and incorporation of one atom of oxygen; heme binding; arachidonate epoxygenase activity
Source: RefSeq, a predicted model, not a curated record